Molecule: messenger RNA, 2588 nt
Organism: Drosophila grimshawi
Lineage: Eukaryota; Metazoa; Arthropoda; Insecta; Diptera; Drosophilidae
Gene: Snx27
Product: sorting nexin-27
Exons: 5
Coding region: 578-2077 (499 amino acids)
Biological process (GO): intracellular protein transport; signal transduction
Cellular component (GO): early endosome
Molecular function (GO): protein binding; phosphatidylinositol-3-phosphate binding
Source: RefSeq, a predicted model, not a curated record
CGCCUAGCAGUUGUUGGGUGAGUGGCAAAGGCAAAGGCAAAUGCAAAAGCAAAAGUGAAUUUCGAGAAUCCGAAGCAGCAAUAUGCAAAAUUAAUGUGCGCUACGCACGUUGUUUGCCGUUAACGUUAACGCAAUGCAAGCCACAUCCACUGCGAUCGCAAGCGCAUAACACAUAAGUUCACUUAUCACACGCAUCUCGAUUUGGAGUUUGGAGUUGCUGCGAUUCGCAAGUCUGUAUAUUUAUUUUUCUGUGUGUUAGUUUGCGGAAAGUAAAAGUGGCUACCGCUGCCACUGCCUCUGUCGCCGCCUACCCCUGCCGCUGCCUGCCUAUGUAUUUGUGUUUGUAACACAUAUUUGCACAUAUAUGCAUGUUUCGGUGGAUGUGUGUGUGUGUGGUUGUGUGUGCGCGCGCGAAUGUUUGAGUGUCAAAAGAAGUUGCAAAAAUACAAAAGUUACGCAAAAGCACAGUUAAGUUGUGUAAAAUCAUAAUCAUAACAAAAACAAAAACAACAACAUCAGCAGCAGCAGCAGUAGCGUCGUGUGUGUGUGUGUGUGAGCUUACCGGGCGGGCGCAGCAAUGAGCGAGAAUAACGGCACAAUCACAGCUGCCAAUGGACCGCGCGUCGUUACCAUCUACAAGACGGAAACUGGCUUCGGUUUCAAUGUGCGCGGACAGGUGUCCGAGGGCGGCCAAUUGCGUUCGAUUAACGGUGAAUUGUACGCCCCCCUACAGCACGUUAGCGCUGUGCUUGAGAACGGCGCCGCCGAGAAGGCGGGCAUCAAAAAGGGUGAUCGCAUACUCGAGGUCAAUGGCGUCAGCGUGGAGGGUGCCACACACAAGCAGGUGGUGGAUCUGAUCAAAUCUGGUGGGGAUUGCUUGACCCUAACGGUGAUAUCUGUGACACAGCAGGAAGCCGAUAGACUGGAGCCGCAGGAGGAUCAAAGCGGCUACUCCUACAUUGACUACUCCGACAAGCGCUCCUUGCCCAUUAGCAUACCCGACUACACCAUUGUGAAUCGGAAUGGGGAACGUUACAUUGUGUUCAACAUCCAUAUGGCCGGACGGCAGCUGUGCUCGCGUCGAUAUCGAGAAUUUGCCAAUUUGCAUUCGCUGCUCCGCAAGGAGUUUAGCGGCUUCAAUUUUCCCAAGCUGCCCGGCAAGUGGCCAUUCCAACUGAGCGAACAGCAGUUGGACACACGUCGACGUGGCCUCGAACAGUAUCUGGAGAAGGUGUGCGCUGUGCGUGUCAUCGCUGAGAGCGAUGCGGUCCAGGAUUUUCUAACCGAUACCGAAGAUGAUAUAUCCGCAUCGCCAGUGGACAUUAAGGUGAUGCUGCCCGAUCAUGAGGUCACCAGCGUAUCGGUGAAGAAAUCAUCCAAUGCUCAGGUCGUCUGGGAGAUACUGGUGCAGCGCGCCAAUCUCACAGCGUACACGCAACAAUAUUUCUAUCUGUUCGAAAUAGUCGAAUACAAUUUUGAGCGCAAGCUGCAGCCGCACGAGAUACCCCAUCAACUGUAUGUUCAGAAUUAUAGUACCGCCUCCUCGACAUGCCUCUGUGUGCGACGCUGGCUCUUCUCCGUUGGCAAGGAGCUGACGCUGCCCGAUGGCGAGCAGGCGGCACGGUUCAUCUUCUAUCAGGCCGUCGAUGAGGUGAAUCGCGGCAAUAUCAGAGCCGAUGGCCGACUCUAUGAACUGAAAGCGCUGCAGGAUGCCAAAAAGGCCAACGACUAUUUGGCAUUGGCACGCACACUGCCCGGCUACGGUGAUGUUGUCUUUCCACACUGCUCCUGUGAUAGUCGCAAGGAUGGUCAUGUUGUACCCGCCGUGGGAAUGAAGAGCUUUCGUCUGCACGCCUGCCGCGAGGACGGCUCGCUGGAGGCGCAAAUGGUCGAGCUAACAUGGGAUAGCAUAACGCACUCCGAAAGCGAUGAGGAGUCCAUGUCAUUUUGCUUUCAGUACAAUCGUCCAGAUAAGCCAGCACGUUGGGUCAAAGUCUACACGCCAUAUCACGCAUUUCUUGCGGACUGCUUUGAUCGGAUAAUGGAGGAGCGCAAAUGGGAAGACAGCGGUGAUUAAGAUGCACUCUUGCAACAGGCUCAUUAACCGCAUUAUAUAUGUAUAUAUAUAUAUUGCAAUCUAAUCAUCUCAACAACAUCACAGCGAACGACCCAAUACAGUCUUACACACACAAACACACACACACACAUUAAAUACACGCAAAUUUUGAGUUUUGAUUUAUUGUUUAUCCAAAUUUCCUGUGUUAUUUAUCAACCUAUUCACAUACAUAACUUUUGUGUUGUGUUUUGUUGUGCGGUCAACUCAAAAGUCGUAUGCCUCUUUUUGUAACCGGGUCCGUUUCCGCUUCUGUAACCGUUUCGGCAUAAAUUUAAGCAACACAAGAACACCCAUUUGGCACAGAUAGAUAAAGCUACAACAUACACAAUGCCCAGACCCCCACAUACAUAUUAAAAUUUAAGUGCUAUAUCUUAUGUAUAUUGUAAAAUAUAUUAACUAUGAUAUUUGUAAAUGAUGCGAUUGAUUAUAUAUACAUAUAUACACAUACAUAUAGGGACAGGCAAUGGGUUCA